UUGCCAUGCUUGGGAGCGGGGCCGAAUGGAGAGGGUUUAAUUGGUCCCAGUGUCCCCUGCAUCUCUCCGUUGAACCCCUGAGGAGAUAGAGACCCUGAGAGGGGCGGCGACUUGCCGGCGUCUCCCAGCUUGGCCGGAGGAGCGCUGGAACUGCACCGUCGUCUGCGUGGUCUAACAUGCUCCCGCUCAUUGUGGAGUUUCCGCCGGAGUCUGGGGUGAAUUGGUCCCAGGCAGGCUACGUAGCGCUCCAGCAGUUUUCCAUAGUCCCGCAGAAUUGAGGCUCUUGCUGGCAUCCACCAGUGCUUUGAGUGUGGUAAAAGAGCAUCAUGGCAGAGCAGGUGGCCCUGAGCCGGACCCAGGUGUGCGGGAUCCUGCGGGAAGAGCUGUACCAGGGCAAUGCCUUCCAUCGAUCUGACACACAUAUCUUCAUCAUCAUGGGUGCAUCGGGCGACCUGGCCAAGAAGAAGAUCUACCCCACCAUCUGGUGGCUGUUCCGCGACGGUCUUCUGCCCGAAGACACCUUCAUCGUGGGCUACGCCCGCUCCCGUCUCACAGUGGCCGACAUCCGCAAGCAGAGCGAGCCCUUCUUCAAAGCCACACCGGAGGAGAAGGCCAAGCUGGAGGAGUUCUUCGCCCGCAACUCGUAUGUGGCUGGCCAGUACGACGACGUGGCGUCCUACAGGCGCCUCAACAGCCACGUGAAUGGCCUUCACCAGGGGCCGCAGACCAACCGCCUCUUUUACCUGGCCUUGCCGCCCACGGUCUAUGAGGCGGUCACCAAGCACAUCCAUGAGACCUGCAUGAGCCAGACAGGCUGGAACCGUGUCAUUGUGGAGAAGCCCUUCGGGAGGGACCUGCAGAGCUCUGACCGGCUAUCCAACCACAUCUCGUCCUUAUUCCGUGAGGACCAGAUCUACCGCAUCGACCACUACCUGGGCAAGGAGAUGGUGCAGAACCUGAUGGUGCUGAGAUUCGCCAACAGGAUCUUUGGUCCCAUCUGGAACCGGGACAACAUCGCCUGUGUCAUCCUCACUUUCAAGGAGCCCUUUGGCACCGAGGGCCGUGGAGGCUACUUCGAUGAAUUUGGGAUCAUCCGGGACGUGAUGCAGAACCACCUCCUGCAGAUGCUGUGUCUAGUGGCCAUGGAGAAGCCCGCCUCCACUGACUCGGACGAUGUCCGCGACGAGAAGGUCAAGGUGUUAAAGUGCAUCUCCGAGGUGCAGUCAGAGAACGUGGUCCUGGGCCAGUACGUGGGCAACCCCAGCGGAGAGGGCGAGGCCACCAAAGGGUACCUGGAUGACCCCACGGUGCCCCGCGGCUCCACUACUGCCACCUUUGCGGCCGUUGUCCUCUACGUGGAGAACGAGAGGUGGGAAGGGGUGCCCUUCGUCCUGCGCUGCGGCAAAGCCUUGAACGAGCGCAAGGCCGAGGUGCGUCUGCAGUUCCGCGACGUGUCCGGAGACAUCUUCCAGCAGCAGUGCAAGCGCAACGAGCUCGUGAUCCGCGUGCAGCCCAACGAGGCCGUGUACACCAAGAUGAUGACCAAGAAGCCUGGCAUGUUCUUCAACCCUGAGGAGUCCGAGCUGGACCUGACCUACGGCAACAGAUACAAGAACGUGAAGCUCCCCGACGCCUAUGAGCGCCUUAUCCUGGACGUCUUCUGUGGGAACCAGAUGCACUUCGUGCGCAGUGACGAGCUCCGGGAGGCCUGGCGGAUCUUCACGCCGCUGCUGCACGAGAUCGAGCGCGAAAAGCCCCAGCCCAUCCCCUACGUUUAUGGCAGCCGAGGCCCCGCGGAGGCAGACGAGCUGAUGAAGAGAGUGGGCUUCCAGUACGAGGGCACCUACAAGUGGGUGAACCCCCACAAGCUCUGAGCCCCAGGUCCCUGCCCCACCCACCGCGGCCCUGUCUGUCCUGUUCCACCCGCUCGCCCGCCACCCCGAGCCCACGUCGGGAGGGCUUCAGGACCAUAAGUCUCACAUUCCUGGCCCCUGGCCACCCUGCCCGCUCUGUGCCGCCUGCCACCCUGGGCCUAGCUACAUUCCGCAAGCACCACGCACUCAAGACUCGCGUCAUGACCAUCCCUAGCUGCCACCAGCCUUUCCUGAGCCACCUCUGUCUGCAGGAGUGAGCCCCAACAGGAGGAAGUGGCGUGGCUUCUCUGCCGGUCUGGGGCUGCUCCUACCAGGACAGGAGGGAGGGAUGGCAGGGAGGGGCAGCGGGCAGGCCACUCCACACUCCGCCGGCUCUGAGCGAGCUCCUCAGAACAGGGGCGGGGCGGGGGGGCGAGCGCUUUCUCACAGGUCUCGGUCUCGGUGCCGCUUGACAUUCCUGGUCACCUGCUGGGAGGGAUCUCCGUGCCGCCCCGCCGUCCCCUGUGUCUUGGGCCCCCUGAAUGUCCCUCCGCCCCACCGGCUCCCCCCGCCCCUCCAACUCCACACUCCACGGCCCACACACCUACGGGGGGCCCCCUCGCCACUGGAAAAACAAACAGCAAGGGGCACUCACCGUCUCAGCCCCCUGCCAUUAAAUCCACAGACAGA
Messenger RNA from Felis catus (domestic cat), 2543 nucleotides. RefSeq names its product glucose-6-phosphate dehydrogenase (gene G6PD). Gene Ontology annotation, biological process: glucose metabolic process; pentose-phosphate shunt, oxidative branch. Gene Ontology annotation, molecular function: NADP binding; glucose-6-phosphate dehydrogenase activity. Bases 327 to 1874 code for a protein of 515 amino acids. Gene Ontology annotation, cellular component: cytosol. Lineage: Eukaryota; Metazoa; Chordata; Mammalia; Carnivora; Felidae. The transcript has 13 exons. The record is from RefSeq and is a predicted model, not a curated record.